Mytilus trossulus (common blue mussel) is the source of this 1639-nucleotide messenger RNA. RefSeq lists its product as uncharacterized. Gene Ontology annotation, biological process: transcription by RNA polymerase I. The record is from RefSeq and is a predicted model, not a curated record. NCBI's taxonomy places the organism in Eukaryota, Metazoa, Mollusca, Bivalvia, Mytilida, Mytilidae. Bases 352 to 1590 code for a protein of 412 amino acids. The transcript has 10 exons.
GGCUAUUUUGCACAUGUGGGUAUUCGACAAUAACAUCAUGAACCUCAUAACAUUAUAAGAUUGACCUAGAUUGUAGAUGUAAAGAACACACAAUUAAAUUUAUAAGAUGCAACAAUCUGGAAUUUUUAAUACAUGUAUGUUAGAGGAAUUUGCUGUACUCUAGAGAGUUACGAGUUGAAAUAUAUUGUGAAGUUUCUUAGACAGUAUACAUAGACCAAAUUAUUUACAUGUACAUGGAUAUACAAUGUUACUUAUGUUGAGAGAUGAGAGUGGAACUUUUUGAGGCAAAUUGAUCAUAGUUUGAAAAAUUGGUAGAAAAUAUUUAUUAAAUCUCUUAUCUAAGUAAGCAUCAUGGUUUCUGGAACAAGUGACAGUCAUGCUAAAAAAUCAUCAAGGCGGAAGUUAUUGGACAUAUCAUCUGCAGAAACAGAAAAAGAUAAAUCUUCAGCAAAAAAUACAAAGAAACAGCAAAAAACUGUUGAAUCUAAAAGUCCUUCAAAAAACAGUUCAAUUAAAAAUAAGAAGAUUUCAUUACAACAUGAGAGAAAUAUUGAAAAAAGGUCAAAUCGUUCAAAAUCACCUACAAGUUCUAGUGGUUCUGAUACAUCUUUAGGCUCUUCCAAACAUGGGUUAGAACAUGACAUUUCUGAUUCUGAUCAAAGUGUAGAGAGAGAAAUUCACAGUAUAGCUCAACAGCAUACUAAAUCCAGUAUGGAUGAAAUGUCAGAUUUUAGUAUAGCUUCACCAAAGAAAAAAAGAAAGAUUCGAGUAGUUGAGGCAAAGACAACAGCAGAUAGUUCAGAUGAAAAUUCUGGUGAUGAAGAAUCAAUGAUGUCUCAAUCACUACUUAGUACUUCUACAUCUGGUAGUCAGUUAAAAGGAUCUUCAGGGAUUCAGAAGAAAAAAAGAAAAUCUCACACAAUGGGGGACAUAGAAAGUGAGCAGGAAGAUGUAUCAGACCAACGGGAGCAACGUUUAAACUUGAGAUACAACCUACCAGAAGGAUAUGAACCAUUUAAACUUUCGGAAGCCAGUAAAGAUGUGUGCAAAGAAGAUCUCAGACACAAGGACCUAUGGCUUAUUAAGGCACCUGUAAAUUUUGAUAUUCAAAAUCUGAAUGGUAUGGACAUAGAUUUAAAUGGAUGUACAGAGUUCAGUUCUAAAGAUGAUGAAUUAUAUGAAGUGGAUGUAACAGAAGAUACUACAAAUGAGAUGUCAACAUUUGCUCCAAUUUUUCCAAGUAGAGAAAAGUCCUCUUUUGUACUAGGACCAAAGUUCAAAGGCCAGAUACAUGUGAUGCAGUCUUUAGAGAUUCCAGACCUCCCUCCAAUAAAGAUUCCAGAACCAAUAGUCCAUAAAAUACCUGAAGGUCUUAUACCUAGAUUUGAACCGUUUGGAUCAGGAGAGCCAUUAAAGCUAGGCAAAAGAAAACAUGACCAUGACGGAAAUAGAUCUAAUUCAUCAUCAAAGUCACAUAAAAAGAAACAUCGCCAUGAUGAGGACUACUCAGAUGGUGAUAUGUUAGGGAAGUCAGUGGAAAAGAAGUUAAAGAAGGAAUUGAAAAAGAAAAUUAAAAAAGAACGUGAUUAAAUCUUUAUUAAAAACACAUGAUAGAUUAUUAAAGAUUAUCAAAUUUUAA